Molecule: messenger RNA, 3903 nt
Organism: Conger conger (European conger)
Lineage: Eukaryota; Metazoa; Chordata; Actinopteri; Anguilliformes; Congridae
Product: calcium-responsive transactivator-like
Exons: 11
Coding region: 69-1280 (403 amino acids)
Biological process (GO): positive regulation of transcription by RNA polymerase II; positive regulation of dendrite morphogenesis
Cellular component (GO): nucleus
Molecular function (GO): transcription coactivator activity
Source: RefSeq, a predicted model, not a curated record
GCUUGGUUGAUAAAAAAUUAGAUUAAAAAGAAGCGUUUUUUAUAUAUAGCUAUUUAUAGAGACUGAAAAUGUCUGUUGCGUUUGCUUCGGCUCGCCCCAGAAGUAAAGGGGAGGUGACACAACAAACUAUACAAAAGAUGCUGGAUGAAAAUCAUCAUCUGAUACAGUGCAUUAUGGACUAUCAGAGUAAAGGGAAAACGGCGGAAUGCACUCAGUAUCAGCAAAUAUUACACAGAAACCUGGUUUAUCUGGCUACAAUAGCAGAUUCAAAUCAAAACAUGCAGUCAUUGUUACCAGCGCCUCCCACACAGAACAUAAACAUGGGUCCAGGGGGGAUGGGUCAGAGUGGGAGCAGCCAGGCCCUGCACUCCCAGAGCAACCUGAAUGACAGCAUGACCACUGGGCUACCACCCACCUCCCUCAUGCAGAGCCAAAUGAGCAACGGCCCAAGUCACGCCUCCAUGCAGCAGUCAGGCCAGACGUCCCUGCCCUCCACGUCCAUGAGUAUGCCAGUCAGUAGCCACGGCUCGGCCACAGGCUACAGCCACUCGGUGCCGUCUUCACAGGGUGUGCAGAUGCAGAGCCAGGGCCAGUCCAUGGGUAGCUACGCCUCCCGCAGCAACCUCAACAUGCAGUCCAACCAAGUCACAAUGAUGCACCAGCAAGCUGCGACGUCUCAUUACUCCUCAGCUCAAGCGGGGAGCCAGCACUAUCAGGGGCAGCAGUCCAUGGGGAUGCUGGGACAGGGUAACCAAGGCAACAGCAUGAUGGCACAGAGACCCAUGGGAUCCUACCGUCCCUCACAGCAAGGAUCAGCACCGCAGUACAUGGGACAAGACGAGUUCUACGGAGAGCAGUACGGACACAGUCAGAGCUCCAGCGAGCCAAUUAACCAGCAGUAUUACCCUGAUGGUCAUGGGGAUUACUCCUACCAACAAUCCUCUUACAGUGAGCAGGGCUAUGAAAGGUCCUUUGAGGAUUCUUCACAGCAUUACUACGAAGGAGGGAAUUCACAGUACAGCCAACAGCAGAGCUCCUAUCAGCAGGGCUCCAGCCAGCAGCAGUCCUUCAGCCAGCAGCAGUACCCAGCCCAGCAGAACUACAGCGGGCAGCAGCAGGCCUACGGGCCCAGCCAGGGCGCUUCCUCCCAGUACUCCAGCUACCAGCAGGGUCAGGGCCAGCAGUACACCUCAUACCGCUCAUCACAGGCUGCUGCCAGUGGCCAGACACAGAGGCCCUACACAUACGAGCAGGGUCAGUAUGGAAACUACCAGCAAUAAGGUGCUGGAAGUCAAUGACUUUUGGGCAUAUAGAAGAGUAAACAGUUUUGUGUACACUGCUUGAUAGCUCUUUUUUCAUUUCAUUUGUGAUAAACAGUUGGAAAGUAAAGUAGCCCAUAUGAAAUCCAUUUACCUUUCAUUAACUGUUUGACAGUGUGAAUCUGAUUGGCCAAAGAGCCUGUUCAGAGUUGUCUUUUUUGUUUGUGUCUGUCUCAAGAGAAAGCACAAGGGAAAUGUUGUGUGCAUAUAUAUUUUAAAUUCUUCUUGUAACAGAGAAAGGAAUGUGCUUAUUUGUUUAUGAAGUGAUUAGGAGCAGUUUAUCUUAUCAAAUUCAAUCUCUUAUUGUAUCCUGAAUGAAAAAAAAAACACAGUACAAGUCACAGUACUGAAGUAAAAAAGUAAUAUGUGAGAUCUUCUUUGGGUUUAGGCAAACAUACUGUAUAACACUAUUUGUUCAUUUUAUAUAUUUUUAAGACCUUUGCUGUUGGUCUUGGCAUAGGCACUCUGUAUUGCUGUCACUCUCUGACGACUCUCACAGUCAUUAAGAAUCACUGAUAUGGAACAAAGCCUCAAAUUGUGUAAUUCAUGUAGUCCACAUUGAGUGCUACAGCACACUUCAUUGUUGGUGGUGCUGUUGACUCUUGACCUUGUUGCAUGCAUGUGUGUAGCCUUCUGUAGCAAGGCUACAGGUACUAACUCCAGUCAAAUGUACCAUAGUGUAUGUUGUCACUGGAAAAAUAGUUAUUAGCUGUCUACCACUACCAUUCAUUGGCCUUUCUGUCAUCAGUGAGUGUACUUGUCUUGCUCAGCAGGCACCACUAGCAUUGGUGUUCAUAAUGUUCUUUAUCUUUUAUCAUAUGCUGUUGCUUGUUCAGUAGCUCAGAAAAUUCAUAUCAGGCUAUUUUAGUGUAGGUUGGAAAGUCUCAGACAAGGGUGCCAGAUGUUUAUUUCUCUUAAGUGUACUUUUAUUUAGGUAGGGUUGUUUUCUUUGGAUCAAAUUAUAAUGCAUCCAUAGAGUAAAUGUGGCUUUUUAUUUUUAUUUACUUUUAUACAUAUUUUAUAUAUUUAUUCAUUUUUAAUUUGUGUAUUGUUUUUAUUUGCUCUUAAAAUUAUUUUAUUGUACUUUUUUUCUAAAAUAUCCCUGCCCUUUCUGUUAUAAUAUGAAAUUAUUCAUUCAUUGUCAAAUUUGACAAUAAAGUUAUUUAUAGAACGUGACUGGAAAACUACCAAAGGAACGUUUUAGGUCUACAUACUGGAUGUUGGAACAUUUCUUUGUAAAUAUUGUACCUUUACCUAUAUCACCAAGUGCAAUACAUUCAGUCACAAUAAUGGAUAUAGAAAAGCAUGUAUGUGUGAUUUACGGAUGUCUAUGCUCUAGUGUCCUCUUUACAGGGACACAAGGAGCAGAUUUUACAUGCGCUUCUAUAUUUUAUUUCUGGCUUUAUCAUGGCUCUGCAGAAGUUUGCAGGAGCAUUAUCCUGGCAUAUCUAUGUUUAGACUGGCAUAUUUAAUAUGUAUUAUUUAAAAAUAAAUAAAUCACAAAAAUACCAGUAGGUAUUCAUAGAAGUAUUUUAGAAAGUAAGAAAGGCACUGUUCAAUUUGUUUUGAUUUAGAAAAAGACAAAGUAACUUUAUUUGGUGCCCCACAGAUUCUCUGGUUUAACAGUAUUAAUAUGUAGGCAGUGAAUCUAAUGAAAGGGUUAGACCAGGCCAUGCUGUGUUUAUCCACAUGUGGUGUGGGUAUGCUUUUAUAGAAUGUGUAUUUUUCAGACUGAUGUGUAUUGCCUCUGUGUAUGUAUAUGUGUGUAUGUGCGUGUGUGUUUGUGUGCACAUGUUCAUAUGGCAUCUCAGUUUUGCUAAAAGUAUUUUGUUUCAAGUAUGAGAUGUUUGGUUUGUGCUGUGUCCUUGCUGAAAGCAUGUACUGUCAGGUGUAAGGGAGUGUACAGGUGAGAGCUUAGUUGUGUGGUAGACAUUAAGACAUUCAAAACAAAGGUUCCACAGACACAUUUGCCUUAUUGUUUCUAUGACACUGUACAGUAUGAAGUUUUGUGAUUGUUUUGUAUAAAUCAAAGUAGCAUAACCACCAGUAUUGCAAAAACUGGUUUACUGUAGGCUAUAUGAAUCAUAUCUGCUGUGAUAUUGACUGUAAUAAUGCCAUAAUAAUGCAAACCAGGUGCUGAAAUUAUCUUAGCUACAAAGGGGACAGCACAAUUCAUUACCAUUUUGAUGUUACAAAAGGAGUUUGAAAUAGCAUUGAUGUACUUGGCUGUUAGACAGCUUUAUUAUGUUACACAACUGUUCUGUGACAAUCGUAGACUUCUUUCUCUACACUACAUUAUGUGUCAAUUUGAAUUUAUUUGGUUCCUGUGAAUUCAGUAUAUUAUCUGUAUUAUGUUUAAAAUUUGGUUAUAGUGUAAAGAAAUUCACUGUAAACCAUUUUGUGUGUGUGCGUGUGUGUAUGUAUGUGUGUGUGCGUGUGUGUGUGUCUGUUAAAGAGCGACUGCUGUAAAUCAUUGACCAAAUAUGAAUGUUUCAUUUGCAAGUAAAUUGUACUGCAUUGCUUGUUCUAUAUUGUUUCUUUUUUUGAUUACUGUUUAAUAUAAAAAAUAAACUUUCAGCUUUUA